UUCUUAAUAACAUGAUAUACGCAUGAUCGAAUACCAAAGGCAUGUACCCUAAACGUUACACCAAAAGUAUUGAUGUUGGCGGGGUAACCGAAAACAAGCUUUAUCACGUGAACACGAACAUCCGUUUGCCGUAGAUUUAAGCGAGAACAACACUGGUGGAGUAUAACAGAACAGCAGACCUAUACUAUACACUUUGUUAAUAUUUGAUGUUACAUUAGACUAGAUCAGUACAUGUGUUUUAAUAAUGUGCGGUGGAAAUAAGGUUGAUGAUGAAGACAACACAUCGAAGUCAAAUGAUGCGAACAAAUACGGUAAUCCCAAACAGUAUGAUCCAAACUUCAAAGGUCCAUUGAAAAACAGAUCAUGUACAGACAUCAUAUGCUGUAUCCUCUUCUUCGUCUUUGUGCUGGGAAUGGCAGGAUGUUCGGUUCUUGGCUACAUGCGAGGGAACCCCAUAAAACUCAUUUACCCAACUGAUUCACAAGGAAAUCUAUGUGGAAAUGGGGCAUAUGCAGAUAAACCAAAUUUAAUGUUUUUUGAUCUGCUGCAAUGUGCCAAAAUGGGUCCGAAUGUCAUCCUAAUGGGCUGUCCAACACCACAGGUGUGUGUUAAAACCUGUACAAGCUCUUACUAUGUGUAUUUGCAAACGAAGGCUCUAGAACUAGCAAAUGGAGGCAUGCUCAACUCAGAGAGGAAUAAAAUGUUGUGUAAAUAUAAUGUGGACCGCACAGCAGUAGCAGAUGUCCAGACUCUGAUUGACAAUGAAGACUGUGCCUCCUACUAUGUGGAAACAACUUCAGUGAUCGGCAGAUGUGUUCCAUCAAUUUUCAGUAAAAUUGCUGACAUGGCCUCCACCCUGACUACCACGGACAGCUACCCCCUUCAGCAAGCAGACGGCACCAAUGUGACGGGCUCCUUGCUCGACACUGGCAGCUACUAUAUGGCCCUGUUCUACAAGUACUAUCAGUAUGGUGAGAUGGUGUACAAAGAUGUUGUCAAUUCAUGGCAGGUCAUACUUGUAGGACUUGGCUUGACAAUGCUUCUUGCUAUGAUCUGGAUAGUGUUGAUGAGAUGGAUUGCUGGAAUAAUGAUCUGGUUCACCAUAUUUGCUGUGCUCGGAUUUCUUGGCUACAGUACAUACUUUUCAUAUGUUAAAUACUAUAACCUGAAAACUCAGAAUGUCACGGCAACCUAUGGACUAUCAGAACUGUUUUCUCAAAAUUGGAAUACUGUGUUCAACUUGCAGCAAACAUGGCUGGCAUUAGGUUGUAUAAGUGCCACUGUGUUGCUCAUCUUGUUGCUCAUUCUACUUUGCCUGUGCAUGAGGAUCAGAAUCGCCAUUGAGCUCAUCAAGGAAGGCAGCAGGGCAAUAGGAAACAUGUUCUCUACACUGUUCUGGCCGUUGAUUCCCUUUAUACUGGAAUUAGGUUUUAUUACCUACUGGAUUGCUAGUGCUGUAUAUGUGGCUUCAAUGAGCGAUGCCCAGUAUUACUCUGGUAACACCACCAACACCUCUACAGAUGGCAUCAACUAUGUGCUGUCCAGGAUACCAUGCACACCAAAUAGUACAACAACACUCAACUCCGUAUGUGAAUUUGUCAAAUAUGGAGGAAAUCAGUACACGAUUUACAUGCAGGUUUACAUGGUGUUCAUGUUUCUGUGGAUUCUCAACUUUAUCAUUGCUCUGGGACAGAUGGUGCUGGCUGGAGCCUUCGCCUCCUACUACUGGGCAUAUGAGAAACCCAAAGAUAUUCCGGCAUUUCCACUGGCAGCUUCUUUGUGGCGAACUGUUAGAUACCAUUUGGGAUCAAUUGCAUUUGGUUCUCUAAUCAUUGCCAUCAUUCAGCUCAUUCGAAUAUUCCUUGAGUAUCUUGAUCACAAGUUGAAAGGGGCAGAAAAUGCAGUUGCACGAUUUUUCUUAAAAUGUCUCAAGUGUUUUUUCUACUGCCUCGAGAAGUUCAUGAAAUUCUUGAACAAAAACGCCUAUAUUCUGGUUGCUGUGUAUGGGAAAAACUUUUGCGUGUCUGCUAAAGAUGCCUUCUUCCUCAUUAUGAGAAAUAUUGUUAGGACUGUAGUAUUGGAUAAAACAACUGACUUCGUUCUCUUUCUGAGCAAGCUGCUAAUCACAGUUGCUGUUUUUACAGGAGCAUUUUUCUGGUUUGAUGGACAGAUUCCUUUCUUGACAUCUUACAAACCAGAGCUCAACUUUUACCUAACCCCGGUCAUAAUCUUAACAGUAACUGCUUACCUCGUCUCAUGUGCCUUCUUCAGUGUGUACAGUAUGGCAGUGGCCACUAUAUACUUGUGUUUCUUGGAAGAUCUGGAAAAACAUGAUGGAAGUCCAGAGAAGCCGUACUUCAUGAGUAAAUCCAUGAUGUCCUUGAUGGGCAAGAAGAAUAAGUUUAAGGAACCGUCUGGAAAAGAUUGAACUGAUGCGGAACUGUGUGAACUAUGGUCCCACAACUUUAUCAAAGUGGUCACAGCAAAAAAUCAAAGACAGUGUGAUAGUAAAAACAUGUUGAUAUAUAAUACUCUAAUUGUAGUAGAGUUCUGUUAUCAAAUGCUAGGGAAUAGAAUGAUUGUUAGAAGAUUUUAUAACUUGUUAGAUGUGUUGCCUAUUAACAUAUCACUUACUCAUUUUACCAUUUUUAGAGUUACUUGAUGAGUGUUAUCAGUAGAACAGGAUAUGCUCAUCUUUCAUGACACCUGAUUUCAUCACCAUUUUGUUAGUGAUUUAUGCAAUGUUGGCUUUGUUAAAAUUAUCCUUGGAAAGGAAGGAAAUGUUUACUAUGGCUUUAAACUUUGGCUAUUUUGUGUCUAAUGAUUAUUCUUUAUCAUUCUCACAUAUAUAUCAUAAAUUAAAGUAAAAACUGAGUGCUACAAACAUUAGCAUACAACCGUAAACACAUUUGAUAUACAAACACCUGGUAUUCUAAACAAGAAAAUGUAUUUAGUAUGAAAUAGUAGUCGCCAACAAGGUUCUGUUAUCGCAAAUAUCUUACAAUGGCUGCAAAUUCAGGACAGUCUCUUUAAUAUAUGGCAACAGUUACCAUAUAACUGUUACGAUACUGUGUCUUACUUCAGUGUUGGUUAUGUAUUUUUAUGUAAUCUGAUGUUAACAUUACAUAUCAAAAGUUGUGAAUAGCUUUAACAUAUUGCUGCAUUUAUAUUGUAAAAUAUUGUACAGAUCAUGUGUAAUAUAAGAGUGUCGUAAUACCUAACUCAAUUGACCAACCUGAUUGCCCUUCGCAUCAGAGUCUUUGUCUUUGCAUCUUGUAUUGAUUAUGCACUGUUAACCAAAAAUAUAACUGUGAUAUGAAUGUAAAUUGUGAUUUAAAAAAAAAAAAAAAGAUAUAUAUGUUCUUAUGUCAGAACCAGCAUUAUAUUAAAAGAAAUGCAUUCCACAGAGA
Messenger RNA from Gigantopelta aegis, 3410 nucleotides. RefSeq names its product choline transporter-like protein 2. Gene Ontology annotation, cellular component: membrane. Gene Ontology annotation, biological process: transmembrane transport. Gene Ontology annotation, molecular function: transmembrane transporter activity. The coding region runs from base 245 to 2428 and encodes 727 amino acids. NCBI's taxonomy places the organism in Eukaryota, Metazoa, Mollusca, Gastropoda, Neomphalida, Peltospiridae. The record is from RefSeq and is a predicted model, not a curated record. The transcript is spliced from 22 exons.